Messenger RNA from Larimichthys crocea (large yellow croaker), 3775 nucleotides. RefSeq lists its product as uncharacterized. The record is from RefSeq and is a predicted model, not a curated record. The transcript is spliced from 7 exons. The coding region runs from base 1318 to 3438 and encodes 706 amino acids. NCBI's taxonomy places the organism in Eukaryota, Metazoa, Chordata, Actinopteri, Sciaenidae.
UCCAGGGGGCAGUCCAGGACAGAGCUGGACCUCUUGAACACUUUGUUGAGUCUUUUUUCUGUCCCUCUAGUGCUUCCUCCUCCCCAGCAAACAACAACACAGAAGAUUGCAGAUGCCACCACAGAGUCAUAAAAAGUUUUUAACAGAGUCCUGCACACUCCACAGACUUUGACUUUGACCCUUUUGUACAGGACGUCUGUGUUGUCAGACCGGUCCAGUUUAUUGUUGAGGUGAACAGGUUUUUAGGUUUUUAUAUGCUCCCACCAUCUCGAUAUCCAAUCUCUGGAUGUUCAGCAGUGUGGUCUGAAGUGUCUUCAUCUGGAAGUUGAUCACCAUCUCCUUCGUCUUGCUUAAGUUGAGGUGGAGGUGGUUGAGAUCGCACCAGUUGACAAAGUCUAUGACGCCCCUGUACUCCUGCUCAUUUCCUUCUGUCCAACGAUGGCUGUAUCAUCAGAGAACUUGUGUAGGUGACAGCUGUCAGUGUUGUGUCUAAAGUCUGAUGUGUACAAGGUGAAGAGAUGUAGAGUGUAUAAAGUAUGUCACAGCACAGAGACAGCACUAGUCAAAGUUACAAAUGACCUUCUAAUGGCAUCAGACAAAGGACCCGUCUCUGUACUUGUCUUGUUGGAUCUUAGUGCUGCAUUUGACACCAUUGACCAUCACAUUGCAGAUACUUAAACAUCUAACCAGCAUUAAAGAAACUGCCCUAAGCUCGUUUGUCUUAUUUGUCAGAUCAAUCUUGUUGUGUUCCUUAUCAGUGCAUGUAUUGAUGCAGUAUAACUGCAUUACUGAGAGAAAACAGUAACCAUUGUUAUUACAGGAUGUCUCAUCUAGUGACAUACGUGGACAAGUCUACUCUGCUCAUAACCCCCUCUCACACUGUGCCACAGCAUCACAAGGAGUGACUUAAAACCUCCAGAUUCCCCUGGAGAAAAGUGUGUCACUGAUAGGUAAUAAUACAAAAAGGAAGAGAAAAUCAAAAGACAACAGAGAGAGUCAAAAAUAAGUGCACAAGGCAGAACUGGUUUGGUCAGUCCGACCACAGAGAAUGAGGAAAGAUAAAAAGGGAUGCAAACACAAAGGCAAACAGUAACAGAUUAGCAGAGGAACAAAGAGAGCAACCAAGGGACAUACAAAAGAAAGAAGACUGCCAAGUUAAUUGACUGUGACACUCUACAGAGUAUCACUGUCUACACACUAAAUGGAUAUACGCUCAGAAAUAUUCUCUGACAACCAGGCAUACUCAAUCAAGUCGCCCACGCUCUGAAUCGGCACAGGGAACUGACUGAACAGAACCAAGACGUGACUUACAUUGUCAUGUUAGAUCCAGAUCUAGUUGUUUGUACUUCUGCGGGAUUGAAGGGUUCUAUCUCUGCUCUCAUUCCCAAAGUGGACAACAAGAAACCACCGAUGCUUCCUCCACCACUACCUCCCAAGCGCCACCAGAGGUCUCCUGCAAGUUCACAGUUGAAACCCUUCAAUAUAGUGAAUACACCCUUGAACUCACUAGCAUGCCACACAUCUCCUGCACUGGGUGGAGUUAAAAGAAACAGUCAAGGCAUGGAUUUUGUCCCUGGGGAAGUACCUGACAUGCACAAUGAAAAGAUGAGAGACGAGGAGAACAAACAGGAGCAAGAUCUAACUGAAAGCAAUGAGAAGAUAGAAGAGAAUGAGGAAACAUCUCGAAUAGAAAGUCAACUUGAUAUGAGUAAACCUCAACAACAGAUCUUAGUAAUAUUUACAGACAAGAACAAUGAUGGAGAGAAAGGAGAGGACAGGAUGAAGGGAGAGUCUGUUAAUAUUAGGUUGACCACUCCUACCGUGGGAGAAAAUGUAUCCCUGCUAGCGAUGGAAUGUUCAGACCUUAUCCCUGAUGUAGAUCCUGACAUGGCACCAACCAACAGAAGCGAUACAGCUACAGUUUCAGCAAAACCAGAUUCAACUAUUUCACCACAGCCUCCUCCAAAGCCACAUUGUAAAAGUCCACCAAACCCAACCGUCACACAUCCACAGCUCAAUGAUACCAUGAGAACUGGGACAGAAGAGAAAAUGGAGAGGACACAGGACGAUGAACAGUGGAGAGGCAAGGACUUGGUGGACAAGGAAAGAGAUGAAAAGGAAGGAGAAGGGAAGGACAGAGAAAAGGUAAAUGGACAUACUCAAACUACUCAAACCAUGACAGAAACGGCCCUUCAACUGCGAGAAAUGUCCAAUGUCAGAUCUUCAGUGAAUCAGGAUAGUCCUCUUAUACAAGAGGUGCUUGCUCAGGUCAAACCUAUAGGGACAGACUCAAAUACGGAGACAUUUAAAGGGACAGAAAUCCAGAUGUUUGGGCAAGGGGUGCAGGACUCUGAAGUGAUUUCUAAACUGCCAUCUGGACAUCUGGAAGGGACAGCGGUGGUGGAGACAAAGUUGGAUCUGUGUCAGUUACAGCUGGAGAGGUUAGAGGACACACAUGAGGUUGCUGAGACACUACUGGUUGGACAAAUGAAGCAAAUCAACCGGAAGACUAAUGCAAGAGGAAAGGUGAAACAGCUUGCCAAGAAGGUGAUUGAUAGAUUAAAAGAGGGCAGUUGGGAAAAAAGAAGAAUGAAACAGAUGGAUGGAGUAAGAGAAGAUGACAUUAAAUUGACACAGGAUCAAAGGGGGCAUAGCAAGGAAGGAGGGAGGAUGAAGGAUGAAGUUGCUGAGGACCAACCAGCUGAGACAGAGACAGAGAGCCUUGGUGACUUGAUGGAGUGUAGGAUUAAAAGAAGAAAUGCAACAUCUGGAAGCCCGUUCGGCUCCUUCAGAGCCUGCAGUCCAGUGAAGCUGGUGGAGGAGCUCCUGUCAGGUGAUGAGUGGUCUCAGUUCCUGUAUGGAGACCAGAGCUCCGAUUAUGACCCAUGUCCUUGCCAGACACACUGUGAGGACACAGGAGAGCUCAGCGUAGACCUCCAGUUUAACUCGAGUGCUGAGCUGGACCUCCCUGUGGAUGUGUUUGAAGGCAGCCCUGCUGUACAGGAGGAGCCUAUCUAUGAGGACAUAGAUAGGUCCACUGACACUAAUCCAAUGACCCCAAGGACCAAAGACAUUUACGACACGGUGGAGUUCAUCCAGCCUGUGCAGCCAGCAAACACAUACCUGAACUUUUCUGAUAUCAAGUCUCACAGGGUUCUGGACUGUGCAGUUCAGAAGUAUCUCAUCAAACUGAACAAGAAGAGGAAACACAGAACAGCAUGGAAAGACAACAGGACACACACAGGUGGACACUCUUCUUCCACCACCUCUCCACAACAAGUCUUCCCUGCCUCCAUUUUCUACAACAUCCCAGCUUUAGGAGGAGAGGAGCAGCUCUCUGCAGUAAAGGUUAGUACAGGAAACCCAGAUAUUUUGAUGAAUCCUCUACAUCUGAUGUCUUUAUCAUAUCUGUGUGUGUGUGUGUGUGUGUCAGUGUGAAGGAAACAGUCUCAAAAGACGGUUCUGCUGAGAGCAGCACAGCCAAAGGAGGACAGAGGAAAGUAGAAGACGCUCCAUCCAUUUUAUUCACAGUGUGUUUGAUAUGAACAUCAGUUAUUGCAACAAAGCCAAAGUGUUUCUGGGUAAUAAGGAGGAUGUGCACAAAAAGUAAAGAUGCUUUACUAAUCAGAUGAUUAGUGGUUUGAUUCCCGGCUCCUCCAGUCUGCAUGGUGUAGUGUCCCCGAAGGCUCAGAGUCCAGAGAGCCAGUGUUUGGUUUGUCCGUUCUGGGCUACUGUAAGAAGAGGACCCGCUCCUUCAUUCUAAGGCAACACAAAC